AUGCCCAAGCUGGCUCGCUACCCGAUCGAGACGAUCAUCGGAGACAAGCUGCGUGCAGACGACGGGGGGCAUGCGCGUGAAACCACGUUGGCCUUUCACGAGUGCAGCUUCACACUGAAGAAGACGGGCGAGUCGCUGCUCCGGGGCGUGUCGGGCGCGGUGCGCACGGGGCAGGUGCUCGCGGUGUUGGGCCCGUCCGGCUCGGGCAAGACGACGCUGCUCAAGCUGCUCGCGCUGAAGGCGAUGCCAGCGGGCGUGUCGCGCGGCCUCGUGACGCUGGACGGCCAGCGGCUGAGCGCGGAAGGCUUUGCGCGCCAGUGCGCGUCGGUGGAGCAGACGGACAGCCUGUGGACCUACCUGAGCUGCCGCGAGCAGCUGCAGUACGCCAUCGACCUCUGCGAGCCCAACCUCGAUCGGACGGAGCGGUGGGUGGCAACCAACCGGCUGCUGCUCGCGCUUGGCCUCGAGUCCUGCCAGGACACGAGGGUGGGGAACGCCCUGAUAAAGGGGCUGUCUGGCGGCCAGAAGCGGCGUCUGUCGAUCGGCCUGGCGCUGGCAAAGAAGCCGGCGGUGCUGCUCUGCGACGAACCGACGUCUGGGUUGGACGCUGCGAGUGCCGCGGCCGUGAUGCGGCUGCUCAAGGAGGCAAGCGAGCGGCUGGGCACUGCGGUGGUGUGCACUCUUCACCAGCCGUCGCCGUCGGUGUUUGCGCGGCUGGACCUUGCGCUCGUCCUCUCGGGCGGCCGUCCGGCGUACUACGGAGCGGCUUGCGAGCUGUCUUCCUUCUUGUCGUCGGUGGGUCGUCCGGUGCCGCAGCAUACGAACGUGGCCGAUUUCAUGCUCGAUGCGGUCAACGCC
Molecule: messenger RNA, 858 nt
Organism: Emiliania huxleyi CCMP1516
Lineage: Eukaryota; Haptophyta; Isochrysidales; Noelaerhabdaceae
Exons: 1
Molecular function (GO): ATP binding; ATP hydrolysis activity
Source: RefSeq, a predicted model, not a curated record